ACUGACUUGCCUCGUUAAAUAAAAAAAGAGACAAAUGGUAUCCACGAGUUCAUCAGACUCUGGGGAAGUAGAUAAAGGACCUCGUUGUCAAAACCCCGAAAUAUCCCUUUAAAAUGAAUUGAUUUCAAAAUGAUUGAAAUAGAUAAGCCCAUGUAGCCUAUACUGUAUUUAUUUUGUUUAUGCAGUCCUCUAGUUUUUAUUUGAAAUAUCUUUCUAUCCUUCACUUGUUUGUAACAGUUGCAAAGACACUGGCAACUGUGAAGGCCUAUUUGCAAUCAACAAUUAAUUCUGUUAUCGGCGGUCACAGAGAAACAUAUAAACAGCUUGAUUCUAUGUUUAGCGGAGGUCUUCUGGGUAUAAAGUGACGCAGAAAGGCAAAAACAGCACCUCUAAUGACACAUUUAGCUGUCCGACAAGUGGUCUGAGGCAGUCGGGAAAUAACAAGUGGGUCUUGCGUAACAAUGGUUUUGUGAAACUGCUCAAGAGAUUUAAUGAUGCUCCACGAACAUUCUAACGAUGAAUCAAAUUCUAUUGGUCACAUGCACAUGGUUAGCAGAUGUAAUUGCGAGUGUAGCGAAAUGCUUGUGCUUCUAGUUCUGACAGUGCAGUAAUAUCUAACAAGUAAUUUAACAAUUCCACAACUACCUUAUACACACAAAUGUGAAGGGAUGGAUUAAGAAUACGUACAUAUAAAUAUAUGGCCGAGCGGCAUAAGCUAGAUGCAAUAGAUUGUAUAAAAUACAGUAUAUACAUAUGGGAUGAGUAAUGCAAGAUAUGUAAACGUUAUUAAAGUGGCAUUAUUUAACGUGCUUAGUGAUCCAUUUAUUAAAGUGGCCAGUGAUUUCAAGUCUGUAUGUAGGCAGCAGCCUCUCUGUUGGCCUUGCGAUAGAAGCUGUUUUUUUUAUUUUUUAACUUAGCCUUAACACGCUUUUCAGAAACCUGGACCUGAGAUUUGUAACAGCCUGCUCUUUGUCACUCCACAACCUAGCCCUUAUCUAACCUUCCCACAACCACUACUGAGCCCUUGUUAUCCCAUUUGAUGAAGCGAUCACAUUCAGCUCAGAUGUGUUAAUAUGUUCUGGGCCUGGGUCAUAGUCAGAGGUUUGGGAUGAUUACAUUUCUACAUAAUCUCAUCAUCGCUCUGGCGGUGGUCAUCAACACUCGGCUGACAUGGUUUAAUGCCCCUCACUAGUCUCUAUUGGCCUACUGGCAUAGAGAUCAGAGUCGGAGUAUCAUGCCACCCAAAACCCCAUUAUCCUCAGACCUCAGUAAACAUCUGGCCCUGGAUGGGCCUGGCUGUAUUCAAAAUGUGGCUCAGAGUAGGAGCACUGUAAUAGGAUCAGUUUUGCCUUUUCCAGUAGAUCAUAAUGAAUAUUAUUAUAUGGACAGGGAGGACCUAAUCUAAGAUCAGCACUGCCCAGGGUUAGCAGAUGUGGCUGCUUCAGCUUCAGCUGGUCUUUUGUUGCCUCAGCAGGAUUCCUCUGUUGUCAUCCCAAUAACUCAAUUCAAUCAGACUGUUGAGUCCAAUCUAAUUGCUGCAGGGCUGAGUUUAAAUAGUUCUGGAUGUAGGGCGCUAGUUCAGAUAAGAGCCCAGAUUAAUUUGACCUCACUGAUUGGUUAAUGACACUUUGGAGUGAAAGACUCCAGUCGGAUGUCUGUGGUCAGGUUUUGUGGUCUCUUCUUUUCUUCCCCUUUCUCGUUCCCUCGCUCAUUAUACAGAAGACUCGUUUAUCAAGGAAAGAAAUUAAAACAAAACCAAGAAUACAUUUAGUUCCUCUUUCUUUAGUCCUAAGACUGUUCAACUACAUACUGUACUCUGUGUCCCUCGAUCUCUCUCUCUCUCUCUCUCUCUUUUUCUCUCCAUCAUCUUUGUCAUUAUCUCUGUUUGCAUGUCCACUGGGCGAGGGCUACAGACUGCCUUUGUUAAGAGGGGUGAACAGGCCAACAGCUGCACAGAUCACACUGGAUCUCUCUGAGGAGAGACGGGAGCAGGUGGGCCUUCACUGGGAGCCCUCUGCUGCAUUCACAUCAGGCCAGUCUGUGGAAUUAGAUCGACUGACGUGUUUGCAUGGGUUGGGAGAGUCAGUUGUUGGAGACAGGCUUCUUGGGGAUCUUCCUGUGUCCUGUGUGGAGUCUGUCCCAGGUGCCCCCUCGCUGCCCCCCCUCGCUAAUCUCCAUCUGGACCUUCCGCUGGCUCAUCGUUCGCAUCAUGCUGGGCGCCGGGCUGAUAAAGAUCAGAGGGGACCGCUGCUGGAGGGACCUGACGUGCAUGGACUACCACUACGAGACUCAGCCGGUGCCAAACCCCAUGUCAUACUAUAUGCACCAAUCCCCAUGGUGGUUCCAUCGCUUCGAGGUUCUGUCCAAUCACUUCAUCGAGCUCAUCGUCCCUCUCUUCACCUUCCUGGGGCGACGUAUGUGCAUGGUCAACGGGACGCUGCAGAUAGUGUUCCAGGUGACUCUGAUAGUGAGUGGGAACCUGAGCUUCCUCAAUUGGCUGACCAUAGUUCCCAGUCUGGCCUGUUUUGACGAUGCCUCUCUGGGAUUCCUGUUCUCGUCUGGCCGAGGGGCCAAGCAAGCCGUACUGGACCUCCAGGCUGAGGAGGCAGCAGGAUGGACCCCCAAACCCACCAGGGGUAUGCUUUUUCGUCGAGUGGUGAAUGUGGCUCUGGGCGUUCUGAUUGGCUACCUGAGCGUUCCUGUAGUGCUGAACCUGCUGAGCUCCAAACAGGUGAUGAACACGUCUUUUGACCCGCUCCGCAUCGUCAACACCUACGGGGCCUUCGGCAGUAUCACUAAGGAGCGGACUGAGGUGAUUCUGCAGGGUACUCUGAAUGAGGACCCUAAGGACCCAGAGGCUGUGUGGGAGGAGUACCAGUUCCUGUGUAAGCCAGGGGACCUGACCCGACGCCCCUGCCUCAUCUCCCCCUACCACUACAGGCUCGACUGGCUCAUGUGGUUCGCUGCCUUCCAGACCUAUGAGCAGAGUGAGUGGGUGAUCCACAUAGCAGGCAGACUGUUAGCCAACGACACAUCAAUCCUCUCACUGAUGGAAUACAACCCCUUCCAGGGCAGAGACAACCCCAGGUGGGUCCGAGGAGAACACUUCAAGUAUAGGUUCACCCUGCCUGGCAGUGGUCCCCAGGGAAAAUGGUGGGUGAGGAAACGUAUUGGAGCCUACUUCCCCGCUGUGGAUCUGGUUGCUCUCAGGGGAUAUUUUAAGUCCCGGAACUGGCCCCAUCCUGACCUUUGACCUACUGUAUGACCAAUCACACUGAUGUAUUCUAUGAGCGAUGAAUGCCUGAGACACCAAGGUAUCGCUCCCCCUUAUAAUUUGGGGUCAAAUAUGCUCUGAAAGCAAACAUCUUGACAUGAGAACCCUGAUAUCGGGGUUCUGAAUUUUUUUCUCUCAAUUGUUUUGUUCCUCUAUGUUGCCUGUCUCCAGCAUGUCAUGUUGCCAUCUGCACUAAAGAAUGAUCAAUCCUUCCCGUGAAUAGGGAUAUGCCACUCUGCCACAAUAGGAGAGUUGAGGGGAUGACGCACAGUCCAUGUUGGGCUCACAUCGCAAGACAGACACUCUACACACAUUGUGUCUUUUGAAAAUAAAAGGUCUAUUUUGGAACAAA
Salmo salar (Atlantic salmon) is the source of this 3626-nucleotide messenger RNA. RefSeq names its product lipase maturation factor 1 (gene lmf1). The record is from RefSeq and is a predicted model, not a curated record. Gene Ontology annotation, cellular component: endoplasmic reticulum membrane. Lineage: Eukaryota; Metazoa; Chordata; Actinopteri; Salmoniformes; Salmonidae. Gene Ontology annotation, biological process: protein maturation.